AUGGCCGCGCAGGGCGCCGGUCGGCACCAGCGCCGGCAUCGGCGGAGCACCUCCACCGAGGGGCAGGUCGUCACGAUCUCGGUGGCGCUGGCAAAUGCUCGGCGGAGUCACGGGCUCUCGAAGUCGGUCUCGAAGUCGGUCUCGGCCGGGGCGCUCCGAGCACGCUUGGGGCCCGGCUCCGCGCCCCGCUGGGCGCGCGUCUUGAACGGUGUCCGUGUCAGCACGAUGGGCUCCAGCAGAGCAAGGAGCCGCGUCCGCUUUGCGGGCGGCCGUCGCCGCGUCCUCGCCAACCCGACGGAGCGCAGCGCGCGCGGCAGAUCCAUCCCGCACGACCGCAAGCGCCCCUCGGUGGCGAUGCGAGCGGUGCCGCUAUUGGCACCGAUCUGGCGCACCGCGACCACGUCGCUCACGGGGUUGCGAUCUACGCCGGAGCAAGCAAUCCACAGACCGUAUAUCGCCGGCGUUGCAUCGCUCACCGACGCGCUGCGGAGCAGGCCCCAACGCGACUUCUACACCAACGCCGACUCCUUCAGCAAGACCACCGUCGAGCGCGCUGCAUCGUGGCUUUCGCUGGCCGAGGGCGCCCACGCUGGAGUCGCCGAGCGCCGGUCUGCGGCCCGAAGACCCGCGGUCAAACUGAACACGGGCGACGGCGGCGGCAUCUGCUACAUCGACCAGACCGUCCCAGCGCGGACGCCCAACGACGGCGGCGCCCUGCCGCUGAAUAACGCCGAGCCCGUCCUCUCCGAGCCUGCGCGGUUCGCGGCGCAGCUCGCCGAGGCCCCGGCGCGCGUCGCCGAGCAGGGGGCCUGGGGGCCGCUGUACUUCGUCGCGGCGGCAGCCGUGGCCGAGAGCCUGACCUUCCCGGUGACCCCGGUGAUGCUGACGGCCGGCUACAUCUUCGGCCUGCAGCUCGGCGUCGCCGUGCUGCUGGCGUCUGCUGCGCGGCCAGCCUGCAGUUCCUGCUGUCCCGCACGCUGCUGCGCCCGAGCGUGGAGGAGCUGA
Molecule: messenger RNA, 1005 nt
Organism: Prorocentrum cordatum
Lineage: Eukaryota; Dinophyceae; Prorocentrales; Prorocentraceae
Source: the annotation of a GenBank genome assembly